AUGAGAUUCUGCAGACUUAACUCAGCAGCAUCUCAAGUAGAGCUCAGAUAUGCUGUGAAAGAGAAACUACAGAUUGAACUUCUCAGAGUCACUGUCUCUGAAAUCAAGCUCUCUCUGAGUUUCUCUCUGAAUGAUCACACAGGGUCAUAUAUCACUGUAUUAGCUGAGAGAGAGAGCGGUGUCACAACAGUAAUAAGAGAGGCAGAGAAUGAACUGAACACAGACACAUCAGUCAGCAGAAGAGAUGACAUCUCACUGCAAGGCACAGUAACUAUCACUACAGCUGCAAGAGAAGCAGGAGAAGAUGUGACAAUGAGAGCAGUACUUCUGCAGCUCAUUGACACUGCUGUCUUCACCUUCAACCUGACUUUCUUGAUAGUCACAGAGGCUGCAGCUGCAUCAUAA
Messenger RNA from Blastomyces dermatitidis ER-3, 405 nucleotides. RefSeq lists its product as uncharacterized. Lineage: Eukaryota; Fungi; Ascomycota; Eurotiomycetes; Onygenales; Ajellomycetaceae. The transcript has a single exon. Bases 1 to 405 code for a protein of 134 amino acids. The record is from RefSeq and is a predicted model, not a curated record.